AGGUGAGAGAAGCUGUGACGGUAACAUACUACUUUGAUUCGUGGCUGAAGCUCCUGGAAGAACAGAGCACUGAGGAGUUGCAUGUUGCUGGCCCGCUGUUCAACAUUCAAGUGGAUGUAGUAGAGGCUGUGACAGCCAUUCACAUCCCUCACUUCUUGUCUCUUUCAGCUGAAGACCAUUCCGGGGUCUACAUUGCACAUUUUGUCAAAGGGGAGAUGAAGCUGGAGAAGCCAGACCGAGUGGAGCCUCAUCAUGCUGUGCUGGAAAACCCCAAGUUCUCUUCCCUUGGAAUCAUUUUCAAAAAGAUGUUUAAGCAAAAGAUCAACACCGUGGCACGGCUCUAUCAGAUACUUCGAUUCAAAAUGCCAAUAUUCCACCUAUACCUCUUACCCAAUGACCCCUCCCUAAUAAAGGCUGUUGAUGAGCAUGAAGCAAAUUGCCAUUCACAGAGAAUAGAGAAACCCCCUGGGACCCUGAUAAGUCUGAAGAUUGGCACUUCCGUCUUUGUGCAGACCUUAGACGAUGUCACAAUCUGGCCUGAGGAAGUGAAGUUUCAAUACCUGGAUGCCGAGAAGCUGCAGCAGUACGUGGAGCUGUCUGCUGAGCAAAUGCAAGAGAAGUUCAGCUUCACGCUGGUGGAGAAGCGCACAAAUAAACUCAUCUGGAAGGCUGACGUGAAACGAGGUGUGUUUUGAGUGAGGGAACAUCACAAGGUU
Lacerta agilis (Sand lizard) is the source of this 716-nucleotide messenger RNA. RefSeq names its product caspase recruitment domain-containing protein 8-like. Lineage: Eukaryota; Metazoa; Chordata; Lepidosauria; Squamata; Lacertidae. The transcript is spliced from 4 exons. The record is from RefSeq and is a predicted model, not a curated record. Gene Ontology annotation, cellular component: canonical inflammasome complex. Bases 216 to 695 code for a protein of 159 amino acids.